Molecule: messenger RNA, 1506 nt
Organism: Salvia hispanica
Lineage: Eukaryota; Viridiplantae; Streptophyta; Magnoliopsida; Lamiales; Lamiaceae
Product: phosphoenolpyruvate/phosphate translocator 2, chloroplastic-like
Biological process (GO): transmembrane transport
Cellular component (GO): membrane
Molecular function (GO): transmembrane transporter activity
Source: RefSeq, a predicted model, not a curated record
UCUUCUAAUUCAAUCUGCAUGAAUCCAUAAUUAAUUGCUAUUUUCAAACAAAAAUGGCAACUAACUAUGCAUUGGCUCUCUCAACCCCAAAGCCAUUCUUCACUUGUCUCAAGCAAUCACCAUUUCAGUGUGGAUUUCCUGCAAUCAAUCAGUCCCAACUUCCCACCUCUUGUGAUGCAAAACAUGCCAUUUUUUCAAAUUUCAGCAGCAGAAACCUCGUGCAAAACUUGUGCAGCAGCCGGAGGCUUCCCGAUUUCAAGCUCCGGUCAGCAGCUGCCCCGGAUAGCCGAGACGAGGCAGCCAAGGCCGACAAAUUGGUCAGGACAGUGCAGCUCGCAGCCAUGUUUGGUGUCUGGUACUUGUUGAAUAUAUAUUUCAACAUCUUUAAUAAACAGGUGUUGAAGGUUUACCACUAUCCGGCAACAUUAACGGCCUUUCAGUUCGGAUGUGGGACAGUUAUGAUACUUGUGAUGUGGGGUUUGAAUCUUUACCCCAAACCUAAAAUCACCAAGUCUCAGUUCUUGCAAAUACUUCUGCUUGCGGUUGGGCACACCAUAGGAAACCUUUUAACAAACAUCAGUUUGGGGAAAGUGGCAGUUUCAUUCACACACACCAUCAAGGCAAUGGAGCCCUUCUUCACAGUCUUGCUCUCUGCCAUUUUCUUUGGUGAGAGGCCAUCUCUAUGGGUAGUUUCUUCUCUUGUUCCCAUCGUUGGUGGUGUGGCGUUGGCAUCGUGCACUGAAGUCUCCUUCAACUGGAUAGGUUUUGGCACUGCCAUGGCUUCGAAUCUCACCAACCAGACGCGUAACGUGUUCAGCAAAAAGUUGAUGCGCAAGAACGAUGAAAGCUUGGAUAACAUCAAUCUUUUCUCCAUCAUAACAAUCAUAUCAUUCUUAUUUCUUGCACCGGCUGCCAUUUUCUUGGAAGGUGUCAAGUUCAGCCCUUCAUACUUGCAAUAUGCUGCAAGUGAAGGUUUGAAUGUGAAGGAGUUGUGUGUAAGAGCUCUUCUAUCUGGUUUGUGCUUCCAUACUUACCAGCAGGUUUCCUACAUGAUACUAGGCAUGGUGAAUCCGGUAACACAUGCUGUCGGAAACAGUGUGAAGAGAGUGGUGGUGAUUGUGUCGUCAGUCAUAUUCUUCCAAACACCUGUCUCACCCGUAAAUUCAUUAGGAACUGCUUUGGCUCUUGCCGGAGUCUUCUUGUAUUCCAGAGCAAAGAAGAUGAAGCCGAAAGCUGCUUAAACUGAAGAUGAUAUUGGUAUGAUAGAUUUGAGAUGGAUGAACAAGAGCACGAAUAAACUGCAAGAAUUGGUUGCAGGCUCAAUUUUUGCCGGAAUAACAUGCAUUCCAGCUAGGCUUCUUACUCCUUUAAGAAGAACACAAUCCAAAUAGAUAUGUAGAGGCUCUCUUAUCAUUUACUCAUGUACAUAAUGCAUACAGAACAUAAUAUCAGUAAUAAAAUACCAUCAAUAUAUCAUGUGGAACAAACAUGCAAGUUGUGCUUAAA